AAAACAAAAAGGUUCAAAUCCCUGCUCAACUAGGGAAUCAGAAAUGUCAAUCCAACGGUGAUUAGUGAUGACUGACGACCCUUCUUUUGUCUGACCUAUGACUCUCUCUAAAUCAGUCUCUCAUCCCAUUUAAAUCACGAUUUCGCCGCUUACAAGUUUUCAAGUUUCAACACUCCAUCGUGCGUGCCACAGCCGACCAUCCCAAACUCUAUUUUCUCCUCCUGUUGACCCUCACAAAUUUGCCCUUUUUUUUUCCCUACCUGUUGAGUUUUCUUUGGUUCACUUUAUAUUUAUAAACAGGUCCUUCAUCGCCCUGUUCAGGCAGGCCAAACAGAGAAAAAUAAAAGAGAAAAGAAUACUACUUCAUCUGGGAAUUUUUAGUCAGGUUUUCGAAUGAAAUACUCUGCUGGAGAGAGGAAUAAGUAUGUCAAAUAUACCAACUUCUCUCUCUGAAGUUUGCCUUACUCUCUUUCGCCUUACUAUGUCCAUCGCCGAUCCGUGGCCCUUUUCCUAAUUUCCUUUUCACUCUAGUAAAAGCCUUACAGCCUUAUUCUCGUACGCUACAAAAAACACAAGGGCCAAAGCUCUCUUCUUUCUUGACGUUAUUUCCGUUACCAGGCAGAAUCCAUGAGAAAGAUAAGGGGCUUCAAGAUCGGGAAACGGCUUGUCGGGAUCUCCAGAUGGUUCAUCCGCAAAGCUCGGAAACCACGUGGAUACCAUCGCCUGACACAAGCAGGAUCAUUUUGCAAGUCAAAGACUUUCUCCAAGCUCCUUAGUUGGGGUCGCCGCUUGACAGACGGAGCCAAAUCUAUAUGCUCACUAAAACCCGGGUUGGGUUACGUUCCCAUUGGGAAAGACCCAAUCAACGAAAAGCCGAUGGAAAUUCCCAAAGGACACUUGGCCGUCUACGUUGGUCAAAAAGACGGCGACUUUCAUAGAGUUUUGGUGCCAGUUAUUUACUUUAACCACCCUUUGUUCAGCGAGCUCUUGAGAGAAGCCGCAGAAGAGUAUGGGUUUAGCCACCAAGGUGGAAUCACGAUUCCUUGCCGGAUCUCCGAGUUUGAGAGGGUCCAGACCAGGAUCGCCGCGGGGACCGGUGGAAGGAAAAUGGCUUGGAAGCGCCACCAUUGAGAGGUGGCUCGUGGUGGUGGUGGUAAAGAUUGUUGAUGAUGACGAUAAUUAAUUCUAGUCAAUGACUGUGAUAAUGAUGUCUUUGGAAUUUUUGGUUUGGUAGAAUUUAUUUACCGUUGCUUUUAUAAAUACUUUUCGGUGGACUUUUUCAAAGGCAUGGUGUAAUGGAAUAUCAGGUGUACAUUUAGAGAAUAUUUUUUCUUUAAAUUUACCAUUAUAGUUGUAAUUUAUUUAGAUUUAAUUAGAUUAUAAAUAAUUAUGCCGAAAAUAAUGCUGAAAAUUGUGAUUGAUUGGGAUUGUGAUGAUAAUUACUUUUUU
Molecule: messenger RNA, 1449 nt
Organism: Durio zibethinus
Lineage: Eukaryota; Viridiplantae; Streptophyta; Magnoliopsida; Malvales; Malvaceae
Source: RefSeq, a predicted model, not a curated record